Pestalotiopsis fici W106-1 is the source of this 1020-nucleotide messenger RNA. RefSeq lists its product as uncharacterized. NCBI's taxonomy places the organism in Eukaryota, Fungi, Ascomycota, Sordariomycetes, Amphisphaeriales, Sporocadaceae. The transcript has a single exon. The record is from RefSeq and is a predicted model, not a curated record. Bases 1 to 1020 code for a protein of 339 amino acids.
AUGCCGUCGCCUACUAACCCGGCAAAAGUGGAAACCCCUUUCACGACUGCCGCCCUUGGAAACGGCGUCGACUUUUGGAAGGCAUACGUUGAAAACAGGCCUCAUCCAUCAGACAGUUUCUUUGAACUCAUUUCCGAGUAUCAUCACAGCCAUGGCGACAGUGCUGCCCAGAGCGCAAUUGCACACGACGUCGGCACCGGUCCCGGCAAUAUCGCAGAAAAGCUUCUCCGCCACUUUGAUCAUGUAGUCGGCUCGGAUGUGAAUGAGCAGGCGUUGGCGGCAGCGCCGGCUCUGCUACCCGCUGACUCCAUCAAACGGAUGACGUUUGUCAAGUCGUCGGCCGAAGACCUGGCGAGUGCAAACAUUCCCGAAAGCGUCGGCAAAGGGCAGACGGAUCUCAUCCUCGUGAGCGAAUGUAUCCCUCUGCUCGACAUAUCCAAGGCGUUUGCGGCUUUCCGCGCGCUCCUUCGCCCAGGCGGUACGCUGGCAAUUUACUUCUACAGCCGGCCAAUAUUCACGGGGGACAACGAGGCCGAGUUGAACCAGCUGUACGACCGUAUAGCUACGCGUGUUUGCCAGUUCUUGUUGCCGUUCAAAGGAACCCCGGGCUUCCCGAUCCAUUACCGGGCUGCCGAAGCCAUGAGCAGCGGCCUCGAUAGCAUCCCCUUUGAUCCAGAGGCGUGGCAAGACGUGGUACGGUACAAGUGGAAUGCAGAUGUUCCCCUCACAUUCAAUUCCAAGGAGGGCUACGAUUUUGAGGUUGAGCCCGUCGACCGCCGAGAUCAUAGUACUGAGAUUACAAAGGAGAUCACGGACCGUGACUUUUGGGCUGAGGAAUGGGACAUUGGACGCGUUGCAUCUUUUCUUGAUUCGGUUUUCCCCAAUUAUCGCAACAAGGCAGGCGAUAAGUUUGAAGAGGUUCAGAGUCUCUUCACAGAACUAGAGACGGCCCUUGGCGGCCCCAAGGCUACUAGGAAAGUCUCAUUCCCCGUGGUGUUAUUACUAGCGACGAGAAAGUAG